Dibothriocephalus latus is the source of this 477-nucleotide messenger RNA. The record is from the annotation of a GenBank genome assembly. NCBI's taxonomy places the organism in Eukaryota, Metazoa, Platyhelminthes, Cestoda, Diphyllobothriidea, Diphyllobothriidae.
AUGACGGUUAGUGCGGUUCCUUUUGAGACGAAUUUCCUCGGGGAGCUGGCCUUAUUAUUUGUUAUUUGGGAAGAGGGUUUUGCCGAUAACCUCAGUGACAUUCUAAUCAAGGCGACGGUUGCUUUCCAUUGGAUGCACGGCCAGGUCUAUUUGGAGCUUUAUCGACAAAUAGCCCGUGCUUGUUUCUUGAGUCGAACCCUUGCGUGGCAGGAGUGCACGCUGACGCAGAACACGCAAAAGAAGGCUUGUCUGACGGUGAUUAUUGGCCUGGGUUGUGCUUCCUCGGGGUCCUCGGUUGGGACUUCCCACGUCUUCAACAAUGAUGCCUCAGCCAGUCAGUUUGCUGUCGCCGUCUUUGUUUUGGCCUUCUUCUUCAGUAUCGGCUCACUCGCCAGCGAUUACCUCUACGGCAGUGUCUCCAAUGUGAAACGACGUCGACACAUCCUGCUCAGCGAUGUUGGCGGCUGUGUGGUGUGA